Messenger RNA from Striga asiatica, 2136 nucleotides. The record is from the annotation of a GenBank genome assembly. NCBI's taxonomy places the organism in Eukaryota, Viridiplantae, Streptophyta, Magnoliopsida, Lamiales, Orobanchaceae.
GUCGUUCUCUUCGUAACUUUCAAACUCAGCGUUGGAACCAUUUCCACUUAGAUCCUAUCGUCAAAACCACUUCAUACUAUCAUUUAAUUCUCUUCUCAUCCUUCUUUACUUUUCUUUUCUUUCUUUUCAAAUGCACUGUUUAAUUGUAGGAAAAAAUAAAAAACUCCUAUUUUAUAUCACUCGUCUUAUAUCAUCACUUUGUGGUUCUGUUUCUUUUGAGGGAUUAGAAUGGGAUUUUUGAGCAGUUUAUUGGGAAUUUUCGGUUUUGCGAUUGGGCUCCCUUUGGGUGUUCUUAUUGGGUUUUACUUGUUCAUUUUUUCUGAAUCCAAAGAUGUUGAGGAUCCAGAGAUAAAACCACUUUGUGAGCUCGACACAGUGGCACUAGACGAUCUUAUGCCUGAAAUUCCCUUAUGGGUCAAAAGUCCUGAUUAUGAUCGAGUAGAUUGGUUAAAUAAGUUUAUUUCGGAGAUGUGGCCUUUUCUAGACACGGCAAUUUGCAGCGUGAUUAGAAGAACGUGUGAGCCGAUUUUCGGAGAGUACAUUGGGAAAUUCAAGAUAGAAUCUAUUGGGUUCAUGAAAUUAAGCCUUGGGGAUAUUCCUCCAACAAUUAGUGGUCUUAAAGUCUGUGAGACAAAUGAGAAGGAACUUGUGAUGGAACCCUCAAUACGAUGGGCUGGCAAUCCAAAUAUUGUUGUUGCAGUGACUUUUUUGUCUGUACAAGUCACUGUCCAGUUAGUUGAUGUUCAAGUAUUUGCUGCACCUCGGAUAACUUUUAAACCACUUGUCCCUACCAUUCCGUGUUUUGCGAAUAUAAUUGUAUCAUUGAUGGAGAAGCCAUUUAUAGACUUUGGGGUAAAUGUGUUGGGUGGGGACAUCAUGUCCAUUCCUGGCCUUUAUCGAUAUGUUCAGGAGAGAAUUAAAAGAGAAGUUGCAAGUCUUUACCUUUGGCCAAAGCGUCUCGACAUACCGGUGCUUGAUGCAUCAACGGUGGCCAUAAAGAAGCCUGUUGGUAUUCUCCACGUGAAAGUCGUGCGUGCAGUGAAGCUUCUGAAGAUGGAUUUGCUCGGCUUAUCCGAUCCUUACGUCAAGCUGAGCCUCAGUGGAGAAAAACUCUCGACUAAGAAAACUACCAUCAAGAAAAAGACUCUGAAUCCCGAAUGGAAUGAGGACUUCAAGAUUUCUGUAAAAGAACCACAAACUCAAAUGCUUCUUAUCAACAUUUACGAUUGGGACAAGGUAGGCUCACACGACCGUUUGGGUACUCAAAAUUUUCCUUUGAAAAUGCUGGCUCCCAACGAGCCAAAACAAGUGACGCUCGACUUGUUGAAAGACACAAACAUCACUGAAACUCAUAACAAGAAGCAACGAGGGAAAAUCCUGCUCGAGCUUGUUUAUGCCCCUUUCAGAGAGGACAGUGCCAAUUUUAGUGGGCUUUUGGAGGGGUUUAAUAGGGAAGAUAGCUUGUUUAACAGGGCACCUAGCAACAUAAGCCAAACGGGAGCCGGUUUGCUUCUGGUCAAUGUUCAAGGGGCGCAUGACGUGGAGGGGUCCCGCCAUAAUAAUCCAUAUGUUGUCAUAAUCUUCAGAGGCGAAACGAAAAAAUCAAAGGUGAUGAUGAAGAAAACGCGUAACCCUCUAUGGAAUGAAGAGUUCCAAUUCUUGCUUGAAGAACCUCCAUUACAAGAGAAGAUUCAUAUAAAGGUUAUGAGCAAAAGAACAAGCUUUAGCUUAUAUUCAAAGGAAUCCUUGGGAUAUGUUGAUAUCAAUCUUGCUGAUGUCGUCAACAACGGGCGUUUAAACCAGAAAUACCAUUUGAUAGAAUCUAAGAAUGGAGUUAUACAUGUCGAAUUACGUUGGAAAACCAUAUGAAUUGAGUUCGUCAUAGGCAUUGAUACUUUUGUUAUUAGAGUCAGGGGAGCUUGUGCAUAAUGGCAUGUGAAACUAAGGGUAUGACUACAUAUAGUUUAGUGAUGUGAUGUAUUUCCCAGAGGGUAGAAUAGUCACCGUAAUGUAAUUUUUGCUUGUUCAACUGUAAUCUUGAAAUUGAACUAAAAUAGCUUAUUUUUUGAAGUCUUUAGUUUUGUGUAGAGCAACUCCAACUGAGCUGUUUAUUUAAAAACUAAUAUUAAAACGUUU